CGGAGAGGCGGAUACGUCUCCUCUCCGCCGAUACAAAAUGCACGGUAUAAGUCAUAUCGCUCCGGAUGAUUCAAACUCUGCUCCGCCCCCGACCCACGGGCAGGGUAUCCGCCAUGCUAUCUCCACCCAUCCUUUAGCAAGAUGGAGAGAGGAACCAUCUCCACCCACCUCCCACCAUACAAACUCCUCACCUCUUCUCUCACGUCAUGAUAGUAUUGAGAGCUUAGAUCAGAGCAGGUUUGAUACUCUAUCCAGGCUCAGUCAUCAUUCCUCCAUGUUUAGCCUUGCCUCUCCACUACCAAACAGAACUCCAUCAUCACAUUCUCAAUUAACAAUAUUUGGUUCCCAGGAUCCCUCCAAACCUCAGCUACCCCUCCGACAGUCUAAACCUGGUUCAGCCACCUCCAUGAUGGAUCUUGGAGCAAAGCCCUUCCAUCUAUCUCCGCUAGACCGAUCCUCCAGUCAGCUCUCCCUGAUAUAUGGAACUAGACAGGAAGAAUCUAUGUUAGAUCAGGCUAGACGAAUCUCCUCUGGAGCUUCUGCAACACCCUCACCCCCAUCCAGGCUAGCCAGGCAUCAUUCUCAACUUAGUCCCGCCCCUUUCUCAGGGAGAAUGCAAAGAACCCAGUCUCACCUAAGUGUGAGUCGUGACGGAAUCUCCAGAUGGUCUGAUAGACAGGAGAUAAGUCAAGGUUCGGAGCAUCUGGAAGUAUUUCUGGAUUCUGUUGGCAGAGUAAACAACAACACGGAGUUCAGGCUUAGUGAUCAGUUUCAGUCUCAUUCCGAGAUUAGGGUUCAGUCUGCUCCUCUGGUUCAAGGUACACCUGGAGCACAGGAAGAGAGAAAGCAUGUUAAUCUAAGAAGAGGGCGUUCAAUAUCUUCCAGGUGGAGCAGUACUGAAAACUUGAUUGCAGCUGGACGAAUAGAUCAAGAAAAUAUUGGAGCCAAUGGAGCCCGAGAUGAAGGAGUGAGAAGAGAGCCUGGAGUAGGGAGAGAGCCUGGAGUAGGGAGAGAACCUGGAUCAAGGAGAGAGCCUGGAGCAGGAAGAGCAGGAUCAAGAGGAUCAAAUCCUGGUUUGAAUCAUCCUAUGCAAGAUCUACCUAAAGCCAAAUUAAGUAAAAGUGGUUCCUUGGGUUCCCUGGGGUUCCUUGAAUCUGGUGAAUCCAGCUGUUCAUGUUCCAACCAUUCAGACAGGAAUGUUUCACUGGAUACUGGAAGCAAGCUAUCUGAUGCAGGGAGAAGACUUCCAGAACAUCUUCCUCGCCCUCAUUCAGAGCCUCCAAACCACCGAGGGGGGCCUCCAAGUCGGGCCCCCCGAGGUGCAUCUAAUCCUCCAGGAGGAGAGGUGAAACCUAAGAAGAUCAAGGUUGAGUAUCUAGGUUCUACUCCUGUGGAUCAAGGUUCUACAGAUCUAGGAAGUUUACAGGUUCCUAUGAAAAAUCUUUAUCUGAAGUACAUUGAUAUGAAGAAUAUGGGUCAACAGAUGCUGCCGGGUACACUUGAUGUAUCCGAUACAGGACUAAAAGUGAAUUAUAUCCGUGAACUUCACAAGGGUGUUCAAGAGAUAUUUAAUCCAUUCCCAACUAUAGCUGUCUGGGCAGCAGUUAAAUUUGUACAUAAGAAGGAACAGGAUAG
Eurytemora carolleeae is the source of this 1635-nucleotide messenger RNA. RefSeq lists its product as uncharacterized. The transcript has 8 exons. The record is from RefSeq and is a predicted model, not a curated record. Lineage: Eukaryota; Metazoa; Arthropoda; Copepoda; Calanoida; Temoridae. The annotation marks the transcript as partial.